Messenger RNA from Hyalella azteca, 4260 nucleotides. RefSeq names its product sodium- and chloride-dependent GABA transporter ine. The record is from RefSeq and is a predicted model, not a curated record. Bases 36 to 3206 code for a protein of 1056 amino acids. The transcript is spliced from 13 exons. Gene Ontology annotation, cellular component: membrane. Gene Ontology annotation, biological process: sodium ion transmembrane transport. NCBI's taxonomy places the organism in Eukaryota, Metazoa, Arthropoda, Malacostraca, Amphipoda, Hyalellidae.
AUAUUUUCAGCAUUAUAAUUGAAUAUUGGAAAAGAAUGAGAGAAAGGAUAAAUAUAUCAUCAAAGAUGGAGUUUACAAAUUCGAAGAAGGGAAAUGAUCAAGUUAAUGUUCCUUUGAUGCGAGUGGUGGAAGCUACUCCUCCCGCCAGUCCACUUCCUGCGAGAACUAUUCGUUCGGUCAGUGAUUGUCACGUGCCUCAAAAUUUCACAAAUUUAUUCAUUCCAUUGGACCCUGCCGAAAGUUCCGAUGACUGCGAUGAUUGUGAAGACACUUGUAAUGAUAAUGGUGAGCCAUAUCCCAAAAAAUGUGGUAGAUCUUUUUCAGUUGUGCCUGUGGACAACCUUAGAAGUAGCCCCAAUUCAAACCUGGAGAAUGUGAAAAGAAGAAUUUGGUCCUUUUCUGAAUCGCGCUUAGACGGAGAUUCUAGCGAAAGUGAUCGUCUACUGACGGAAGAUGACGCCACUCCUUUUUUGAAGAGGACGAAUUCACCUUCAGCGGGUAAUUUGAUAGAGUUCAAAGCAAAUGAGACUAUAAAAGAAAAACAUGUAUCAGAAGGAUCCAUUCCCCGCAGUCCAAAACCUUCUCAAAGAAAUGAAGUCCCCAAAUCACAAGCACCCACGAAUAACAAUUCGGUACCAAAUCGGAUACGGAAGCAAGCUAUUCUACCACCCCCAGCCCAGGACACCUUAUCCAUGAAAAGAACAGAUUCAGCUCGAAGGCGUCAGUUAUCUAACAUAAAAUGUUCGAGCGAACGCAGCCCUUCCGAUAGGAGCUACUCAUAUACCAUUAAUGCGGGAAACAUGCCUGCUUUUUGGCCAGUUAAUGAUUCCAGAGCUGCUACUCAAUUUCCUCGCAUUGUGCUAAGCCAACAGAAAUCUCUCCCUACCCAUUACUUUACCGUGAUGCCCAGAGCCGGUAUUCCCGUACCGCAUUCCAAAGCCUCGCAGUACCUGACACUUCAGCCGGAGCGACCCCGAGGCUUGAUCGGCAAAUCAACGUUGGACUCUUUCGGCACAAACUUCAUUUCUACCGCAGAAAAUGGAUCGAGCUGCAUUGAGUACGGCUCUACUGAUGGGCGGAACAUAAAGUUUACGGGCCGCUUGGUCUUAUCAUCUGAAGACAUGAGAGGGAUACCAGAAGACGAUGGGCCUGAUGGCCACCAACUGACGGUGGUCAGCGAUGACGGGGUUGUGGCGGACGGCAUCGCCUUCACUAAGAUCACCGCCACCCUCGACAUAAACCCAAUAGAGGACGAUGAUGACGAUGGGGCAGAGGACGGGGUUGACGACGGCAGAGCGACGUGGGACAGCAAACUGAAGUUCGUGCUCGCUUGCAUCGGCAGCUGCGUCGGCCUCGGCAACUUCUGGCGCUUCCCGUAUCUGUGCUACAAGAGUGGCGGAGGUGCGUUCCUCAUCCCGUACUUCUUGAUGUUGUUCGUGUGCGGCAUCCCGCUGCUGCUCAUGGAGAUGGCCAUCGGGCAGUACACGCGGCGGGGCCCCGUUGGUGCUCUGCUCAGCCUCUGCCCCAUCUUUAUUGGUUCGGCUAUUGGAGUGGUGAUUAUUUGCAUUAUAUUCUGCAGUUAUUAUAACAUAAUUAUCUCGUGGAGCAUCUACUACCUCACGCAGUCAUUCCGCUCGGCCUUGCCAUGGGCGACCCAAGGUCUCAUAGAGACGCCCAGCAACUGCACCGCUAACUCUUCGACGCAGCGCUACUUCGAUGCGGUGGUGCUGCAGAAGUCGGACAGCAUCGAUGACUACGGCGGGAUGGUGUGGCCCUUGCUUGGCUGCGUCAUCGUCGCUUGGGUCAUCGUCUACUUCUCCAUCUGGAAGUCCAUCCGCUCGUCUGGCCUGGUGGUGCUGGUGACGGCGACGCUGCCGUACGUCUUCAUCCUGGUGUUCCUGGUGCGCGCCGUCACGCUGGAAGGGGCGGGGGUCGGACUCAAGUAUUUGUUCCAGCCUGAAUGGAGCAGGCUGCUCGACGUCCAGGUGUGGGUGUACGCAGCCGCCCAGAACUUCAAUAGCAUCGGCAUUGGCUUUGGCUCGAUGAUCACGUUCUCGUCGUACAACAAGUUCAGCAAUAACUUGCUUACCGACGUGUGGAUCAUUGCGCUCGUCAACGCUGGCACGUCUUUAUUGGCUGGCAUCAUCGUCUUCAGCACCAUGGGCAACAUUGCGUACGAGCUUGACUGCAGCAUCACCGACAUCAUCACACAAGGUCCAGGUCUGGCGUUCGUGGCGUACCCUCAAGCCCUCGCCAAGAUGCCGUACCCUCACUUCUUCGCCGUCCUGUUCUUCCUGCUGCUCAUCAUCCUUGGCAUCGACUCGCAGUUCGCCACCGUCGAAGUGAUAGUAACGUCGCUGCAGGACGCCUUUCCGACGUGGAUAAAAAAAAAGCUUCGUCGUCAUGAAAUUUUGGCCUUCCUCGUCUGCCUUUUCUGCUUUACGCUCGGCCUGCCCAACUUGUUCGAGGGUGGCAUUUACUACUUCCACCUGGUGGACUACUACUCGUCCGCCAUCAGCUUGAUGUACUUGGCGUUCUUCGAGGUGGUGGCCGUGGUUUGGUGCUACGGUGCCGAACGGCUGUCGCGUAACCUGCGCGAGAUGACGGGCAAAAUACCGUCGCUUUACUUCAAGUAUUGCUGGCGCUACCUUUCGCCUUCACUCAUCCUAAUCAUCACGGUGAUGUCGUGGAUGGAUCACAAGAAUCUGACUUACGGCCAGACCUUGAAAGGUGAAGACCCUUCGAAAGCGUUGCCAUACCCAACGUGGGCCAUUGCCUUGGGCUGGUUCAUCGCCAGUCUCUCCAUCAUACCCAUCCCCCUGUGCGCCGUCAUCAUGGUCUACAGGGCUCCUGGUGAUACCUUAUGGCAGAAGGUGAAGGAAGCAUCAAAGCCUCGCGUGGAGGAAUGCAAAAAGUGCGGCAAGUCCAGUCAUAAUCCCAUAACGCCUUGCCACUGCCAUUAUGUUGUAACCAACUGCCACGAGAAAGUUUCGCCCGCCGUUGUGUCCUCGGUUCCAAGAACCAGCAUCAAUCCCACCACGUACGUACCUCCUACUGGGUUGCUUUUAGCAGCGCAAUCGGAGCUGUCGUCUGAUGAAAAAAAUUCCUCUCAUGACCAACUGGAGUGUGAGUUGCAACAACCCUCUGAGAGGCAGCUACAGUCAGAAGUUCCUGAAAAGCUCGACUCGCCUCACCCUAAACUCUAACGCGGACGAUUGUCUUACCUCGACAUGAGACACGAUGAAUUAGUUGUUACCUAACACUUAGCACUUGCCUAACAAUCGCACUUGGGUGAUAUAUUCCUGUGAACAAACUAAAGUAAUUCAGCACUUUUUCGUGAAGUCUCAUGAAUGUGAAUGAAGUUUAUGUAUGGAAUAUUGAUGUUGAAGUUACGGUUGAUGCGACACUAGUUCACAUUCUUAAAUCCUGCAAGGAUUUACUUCAUUAAAGCUAGGACAGGUGAAAACUCUGUAGUUUCCUCGCUUAGAACAUCGUUUUUCCAAUUCAGUACUUUUAGUUGCUUCGUUAUACUGAUUAUUUCAGUAGUCACUUGCAUAUCAAAUUCUCUAGUUUUUAUACUAUAGUUUCGAGUUUCUAUUAGUCUAAGGUGCGCCGUGUGUAAAAAACACAGAAAUCUAUGAAAUCCUUCCCACUAUAGAAACUUAUUCUUAAGAAGUCGCGUUAGUGACUUCAUUCUGAGCUUUUGUUGUUGGUUGACUUUGCAGCCAUAUUCUUGACCUGUACAAAUGUGCAGGCCAAUCUUAUGUUUUGGUGCGCAUUACUUUGAAACCUUUCACUUUUUUGUUGCUAUCGGAUUGAGUUUAACUCGUCCGUGUAUUUUAUGUGUUCGUAAUGUUGAGGAAUGUGAACUUUACUUUGAGUAAUGGACCACGAUCAAUGUUUUAGGUAGAAUAUAUGCGUCAUCAAAGAAAUAUUGUAUAAUUAUGGUUAAGCGAAGCUAAUUUAAGAUGCCAUUAGAAGGCUACAGUUCCUACGUACGCGUCAUGGACGCGAUCUUGGUUCGCAUAAUCACAUUGGAUUUUAGAUCGUUUGUUACUGCCUUCGUACUGUGAAUUCUUCGAGUACAAACUUUUAAUGCUUGACUUUCUGCUAUUUCCUACAUCUGAUAAUACCAAGGGCCAUUCUAGUUCCGGGGUUAGGCUGUCCUAGUAUAUAUCCUAUGCGAAGAGGUCUUGAAAUACUAACAUUAUUAUUGAUAAAAUUUUGCUUCAACUGCAUUAAUAAGCUUUCUCUUCGAAA